UUGUUUGACUGUAGAUCCCCCCGUCAGUUUAAGUUCUCUCUCACCAACAAAACACGGUAGUCCAGUCCAGCGGCCCAUCUCCCCCACCCUCUCUGUGUUUCGCUCUCGCUUGCUCGAUUCGCGCUCUCACGGAAGCUCAGAGACGAUCAAUCUCCAAUGGGGAGCGGCUUCGCCCUUUCAGGACUUCAGCUUCAACCGAACCAUCUUCUCUUCUCGUCGCGCAACUUCACCACUCUUCUCCCUGCUUCCUUCACAAACAGCCGACACCUGCCCCUCCUCAAGCUACAGAAUCAACCGUCUCUCAUUUCUUCUUGUGUUCAAGUGAAUUCCACCGUAUCUCAAGGAACAGCAUUAUCUGAUAUUUGUAGCACUGAAACAUAUGAAUUGGCUGAUAUAAAUUGGGAUGAUCUUGGAUUUGGUCUUGUGCCAACUGAUUAUAUGUAUGUCACCAAAUGCUCCAAGAAUGGGAAAUUUUCAAAAGGUGAUUUGCAGCGUUUUGGGAACAUUGAGUUGAGCCCAUCAUCUGGUGUCUUAAACUAUGGGCAGGGAUUAUUUGAAGGUUUGAAGGCAUACAGGAAACAAGAUGGUUCUAUUUUACUAUUUCGCCCAGAAGAAAAUGCAUUGCGAAUGAGAACAGGUGCAGAGCGUAUGUGCAUGCCUGCCCCAACAGUUGAACAGUUUGUGGAAGCUGUAAAGAUGACUGUGUUGGCAAACAAACGUUGGGUUCCUCCUCCAGGUAAAGGUUCUUUAUACAUCCGACCAUUGCUUAUGGGAAGUGGGGCUGUUCUUGGUCUGGCACCAGCUCCUGAAUAUACCUUUCUAAUUUACGUUUCUCCUGUUGGGAACUAUUUCAAGGAAGGUUUGGCACCGAUAAAUUUGGUUGUUGAGAAUGAAUUUCACCGUGCAACUCCUGGUGGAACUGGAGGCAUAAAGACUAUAGGAAAUUAUGCUUCGGUUUUGAAAGCACAGAGUGCAGCUAAAGCUAAAGGAUAUUCUGAUGUUCUAUAUCUUGAUUCUGUGCACAAGAAGUAUCUGGAGGAGGUUUCCUCUUGUAAUGUCUUUGUUGUGAAGGGUACAACAAUCUCUACUCCAGCAAUAAAGGGGACCAUUCUUCCUGGCAUUACGCGAAAAAGUAUAAUUGAUGUUGCUUGUAACCUAGGGUUCCAGGUUGAAGAGAGACUUGUAUCAGUGGACGAGUUGCUUGAUGCUGAUGAAGUUUUCUGUACUGGAACAGCAGUGGUUGUGUCACCUGUUGGAAGUAUAACUUACCUAGGUGAAAGGGUAUCCUAUGGAAAGACCGGAGUUGGUGCUGUAUCGCAGCAACUCUUUUCCUCACUGACAAGUUUACAGAUGGGGCUUGCAGAGGAUAAGCUGGGCUGGACUGUAGAGUUAAGUUGACUAUGGAUUUCAAAUUAUGCAGAAGUCUCCUGAAGUCAUCUUCCAUGGAUGGUAAGGAUUUUCCAGUUAUUUUAUUUAAUCCAGUCUGUGAAUAGCUUUUUGGAUUGGUUUCCUAAGUAGUAUUUGUAUUGUCAUUGAAUUCAUAAAUUAUUUAUAGAACAGAAAGGAGUCAAAAGACGGGAUCUUGGAUUCAUUUAUUCUUUCGCAAUGCGAAUUUACACCUUAAGCAAAUGAACUCAAUCACA
Molecule: messenger RNA, 1643 nt
Organism: Nelumbo nucifera (sacred lotus)
Lineage: Eukaryota; Viridiplantae; Streptophyta; Magnoliopsida; Proteales; Nelumbonaceae
Product: branched-chain amino acid aminotransferase 2, chloroplastic-like
Biological process (GO): branched-chain amino acid metabolic process
Cellular component (GO): chloroplast
Molecular function (GO): branched-chain-amino-acid:2-oxoglutarate transaminase activity
Source: RefSeq, a predicted model, not a curated record